Messenger RNA from Penicillium verrucosum, 531 nucleotides. RefSeq lists its product as uncharacterized. NCBI's taxonomy places the organism in Eukaryota, Fungi, Ascomycota, Eurotiomycetes, Eurotiales, Aspergillaceae. The coding region runs from base 1 to 531 and encodes 176 amino acids. The record is from RefSeq and is a predicted model, not a curated record. The transcript is spliced from 2 exons.
AUGACUUCAUUACUCGAUCUACCAUCCGAGAUUCGCCUGAUAAUAUACUCCCAUUUGCUCACGCCAAAUGAAUAUGUAAAAAGCUACCGAAAGCUGAGGGACCAAUGGUCACCAGUAGUCAGUGGUCCUCUUUGCGCCCUUCCUCGACCUUAUGUGAAGCGAUAUACACCAUGUAUUCUUCUCCUCAACAAAAGAAUCACUACCGAAGCUCUUCAUUAUCUAUAUCGAAUACCCCUCAACCUCUACGGCACUCCCAGCACAUAUUUUGUCAUGCGUCAGAUGGAUAUUACAGAAUUCAUCAGCGAGCAUUAUCUGCAGAGCAUUCGUGUUGGUGUUCUACGGUUAAACCAUGCCAACAAGCAUUUUGUCCUAUCACUCUUAGACAUAUGGGGUGCCGAGAACCGGCUAGAACGACUCGAUGUAUAUCGGCCUAAGACCCAGCUUGACAGUCAACACUGGAAAGUUCUUUGGACCUUCUCGAGUAUGGUCCCGGUUGUGUUCCAUGAAGUCGAUGAUCCGCCCAAGGUGUAA